CGGGCGACAGGAGGGGCGGCGGAGGCGGCGGCUGCGGUCCCGCUUUGCUGCUGCCGCUGCUGCUCUCGCUCCUCCGUCGAUCGCUCGCUCGCUGCUGGCCGUGUGCUGCUGCUGCUGCUGCUGCUGGGGCUCCCUUCUCUCUCUCUCUCUCUCUCGCUCUCUCUCUCUCUCUCGGUGGUGCAGCGCCGGGCAUGGCAGCCGCGCCGCGUCCCUCCUCGCUGCUCCGCCCGCGCCGCCGCCGCCGCCUGCUGCUCUUCCUGCCGGCCGCCUGCCCCUCGCCUUCCGUGGCGGCGGUGGCGGCUGCCCCGCCGCUGCUGCCGCUGCUGCUCCUGCUGGCCAGCGGGCCGGGCCCCUCGGCGGCGGCGGCGGCGGCGGCAGCGCGGGUCGAGCCCGGCGGCGGCGGGGGCAACAGCGGCGGCGGCGGGGCCAGCAGCCCUGGGGGAGCGCGGGCGGGCGGCGGCGGCGGGGCCAGCAGCCCGUGCCGCGAGAAGACGGUGACGGUGUCCACCCUGCCGGUGCUGCGCGAGAGCCACAUCGCUUGGGGCGGUGGCGGCGGCGGCCACAGCAACAGCCCUUCCUCCGCCGCCGCCCCGGUGUCGUCCCCCGCCGCGGCUCCUGCAGCCCCGGGCUCCGGGCCCCCCGGGGGCGGCGGCAGCGUGGUGGGAGACGCGCGCCUGCUGCUCUUCGUGCGGAGCGAGCUGCCCGGGCGCGUGGCCGUGCAGGACGACCUGGACAACACCGAGCUGCCCUUCUUCACGCUGGAGAUGUCGGGAACAGGGGCUGACAUUUCCUUGGUGCACUGGAAGCAGCAGUGGCUAGAAAACGGCACCCUCUACUUCCACGUUUCCAUGGGGAGCACCGAGCAACUCUCUCGGGUGACGCCUCCGACCCUGCAGGAGCCCUCCGAGAUCGUGGAGGAGCAGAUGCAUAUUCUUCACAUCUCCGUCAUGGGUGGCCUGAUCGCUCUGCUGCUGCUGCUGCUGGUGUUCACCGUAGCCUUGUACGCCCAACGCCGCUGGUACAAGCAGCGCAGGAUCCCACAGAAGAGCGCCAGCACGGAGGCCACUCACGAGAUCCACUACAUCCCGUCGGUGCUGCUGGGCCCCCAGGGGAGGGAGAGCUUCCGGAGCUCGCGCCUGCAGGCCCACAACUCGGUCAUCGGGAUGCCCAUCCGCGAGACGCCCAUCCUGGACGACUACGACUACGAGGAGGAGGAGAACCCCCUGCGGCCCGAGCCCGGCUGCCGGGAGGACGGGUUCGGGGCCCAGGUGACGCGGCCGCUGGACAGCAUGGGCCGGAGCGGAGAGAAGCCUGACUACGAAAAGAAAGUUGCGGAGGUGACUCAAGAAACAGUGGAGUCCCUGAUGCAGAAGUUCAAGGAGAGCUUCCGGACCAACACGCCCAUCGAGAUAGGCCAGCUGCAGCCAGCACUUCGCAGUUCGUCGGUCGGGAGGCGGAAACGCAGGAACCGUUCCCGAGGUGGGAUCGGGUUUGGCCGCGCCAAAGGCCACUCCGGCUCGGAAGCAGACGACGAAACCCAGUUGACCUUCUACACGGAGCAGUAUAGGAGUCGGCGGCGUAGCAAAGGUUCCCUGAAGAGUCCUGUGAACAAGACAGCCCUUACACUGAUAGCGGUGAGCUCCUGCAUCCUGGCCAUGGUAUGUGGCACUCAGCUGUCCUGCCCGCUGACGGUCAAGGUGACACUGCAUGUACCGGAGCACUUCAUUGCUGAUGGCAGCAGCUUUGUCGUGAGCGAAGGAAGCUACCUGGACAUCUCGGACUGGCUGAACCCUGCGAAGCUCUCCCUCUAUUACCAAAUCAAUGCCACUUCUCCUUGGGUGAGAGAUCUGUGUGGGCAGAGGACCACAGAUGCUUGUGAGCAGCUGUGUGACCAGGAAACUGGUGAGUGCAGCUGUCAUGAGGGCUACGUCCCUGACCCUGUGCAUCAACAUUUGUGUGUGCGUAAUGACUGGGGACACAGCGAAGGGCCUUGGCCCUACACAACACUCGAAAGAGGCUAUGACUUGGUAACAGGAGAACAGGCACCUGAGAAAAUACUUAGGUCCACCUACAGCCUAGGCCAAGGCCUCUGGCUUCCUGUCAGCAAGAGCUUUGUGGUCCCUCCUGUGGAACUUUCGAUAAACCCUCUUGCCAGUUGCAAGACAGACGUUCUGGUGACUGAAGAUCCAGCAGAUGUCAGGGAAGAAGCGAUGCUGUCCACCUACUUUGAGACCAUCAAUGACCUGCUGUCCUCCUUCGGACCAGUCCGUGACUGCUCACGCAACAACGGGGGCUGCACCCGCAACUUCAAGUGUGUCUCAGACCGCAAUGUGGACUCGACGGGCUGUGUGUGCCCCGAGGACUUGAGGCCCAUGAAGGAUGGCACCGGCUGCUACGACUACUCCAAGGGGAUUGACUGCUCCGAUGGCUUCAACGGUGGCUGUGAGCAGCUCUGUCUCCAGCAGAUCCUCCCUCUCCCAACAGAACCGAUGUCCAGCACCAUCCACAUGUUUUGCGGCUGUGUUGAGGAAUACAAACUGGCUCCAGAUGCUAAAUCCUGCCUCAUGCUUUCUGACAUCUGUGAGGGCCCCAAGUGCCUCAAGCCAGAUGUAAAAUUCAACGACACUCUCUUUGGGGAGAUGCUGCAUGGCUACAACAACAGAACCCAGCAUGUCAACCAGGGGCAAGUUUUCCAGAUGACUUUCAGAGAGAAUAACUUCAUCAAGGACUUUCCUCAGCUGGCUGAUGCAUUGAUGGUGAUCCCAUUACCCGUGGAGGAGCAGUGUCGGGGUGUGCUCUCGGAGCCUCUGCCCAACCUUCAGUUGCUCACUGGCGAUAUCCAAUAUGACGAAGCCAUGGGGUAUCCUAUGGUGCAACACUGGAGGGUCCGAAGCAACCUGUACAAAGUCAAGCUGAGUGCUAUUGCCCUCUCAGCAGGGUUUGCAAAUGUCCUGAAGAUCCUGAGCAAGGACAGCAGCCGCGAAGAGCUGCUCUACUUCAUCCAGCAAUAUGGCUCCCACUACAUUGCGGAGGCCCUGUAUGGCUCAGAGUUCAGCUGCACCAUCCGCUUCCCCAGCAAGAAGGUCCAGCAGCAACUCUGGUUCCAGUAUCAGAAAGAGACAACUGAACUUGGCAACAAGAAGGAGCUGAAGUCCAUGCCCUUCAUCACCUACCUCUCGGGUCUGCUGACUGCCCAGAUGUUGUCUGAUGAUCAGCUGAUCUCGGGCGUGGAGAUCCGCUGUGAAGAAAAGGGACGCUGCCCUUCCACUUGCCACCUGUGUCGGCGCCCAGGCAAAGAGCAGCUCAGCCCUACCCCGGUCCUCCUGGAAAUCAACCGUGUGGUUCCUCUGUACACGCUGAUCCAGGACAACGAAACCCGGGAGGCGUUCAAGGGGGCCCUCAUGAGCUCGUACUGGUGCUCAGGAAAAGGAGAUGUGAUUGAGGACUGGUGCCGAUGUGACCUCAACGCCUUCGAUGAGAACGGACUUCCAAAUUGCAGCCCUCUCCUGCAGCCUAUUUUGCGGGUCUCCCCCAAUGUGGAACCAUCCAGCACUGUUGUGUCCUUAGAGUGGUUGGACAUUCAGCCUGCCAUUGGAACCAAAGUCUCUGACUACAUUCUCCAUCACAAGAAGGUUGAUGAGUACACAGACACUGAUCUCUACACAGGAGAAUCCUUGAGCUUUGCUGACGACUUACUCUCUGGCCUGGGAACAGCCUGUGUGGCUGCUGGCAGGAGCCACGGGGAUGCCCCAGACACCAGCCUCUACUCGGUCAUUUUCAAAUGUCUGGAACCUGAUGGACUGUACAAAUUCACCCUCUACGCUGUGGACACCCGAGGAAGGCACUCAGAGCUGAGCACGGUCACCCUGAGAACAGCCUGCCCGCUGGUGGAUGACAGCAAGGCAGAAGAAAUAGCAGAUAAGAUCUACAACUUGUACAAUGGCUACACCAGCGGGAAGGAGCAGCAGACGGCAUACAACACCCUGAUGGAGGUCUCUGCUUCCAUGCUCUUCCGCAUCCAGCAUCAUUACAACUCCCACUAUGAGAAGUUUGGAGACUUUGUCUGGCGCAGUGAGGAUGAGCUUGGCCCCAGGUCAAGAUGCAAAGCAGCAAGAGAAGCACUGGCACAGCAUAAAAAUACACUUUUGAAUGCAGUGCUGUUGUAAGACCAUCUUCUUAUACAGUUCUUUCACAGACACAGAGUCAAAGCAUUUUUUGGCAUCUGAUUCACAACCUUACAUGAUGAGUGCUUUUUUGCAGCUUUUUAAUCUGCGCUCAUGGUUACAUCAGUAACUUGGUGAGGACUGGAGAAAGAAACAAGUCAUCUGAGAGGAUUGAACACUUUGGCAAACUUAAUAUGCUCCAAUUCUGGAAUUAUUUUUUUAAAACUAUCCCGGUUAAACUAGAAUUUGGGAGAAGUGGGAUUUGGGAAGAAGAAUCAAGGAAUGGAAUAAGGAAAAUACUUGCAUCUCUUCUGGCACCGAACAUGUGCAGAAAAGGUUUCUUUCCCCACUGUUUUGCAUCAGUUGGUCAUAUCAGCAGAAAUUAGAAUUCUAGCUUAGCAAAUAGCAACAUAAAGGUCACCCUGGCAAGGCUGGCCAUCUGCUCCACGAUUUGAAAGCUGGAUUUGUUAUGUUUUAUUUUACAAUGUCUUAUGCCCUGCUGUGGUUUUUGGUUUUACUUUAUGCUCUUGUAAUUGUAACAAUUUUUAAUUGUUCCAGCCAGUGGUGGAAGCAAAUAGAUUCUGAACUCAACAGAAGAGUUUUGAAGCCUAGAUAACCAACCUUAAUUUUUGUUCACUACAGUGGUGAUGGUUACAACUUCUUCUAUUGUAUUUAAUUUCUUUUCCUGUUAUUGUCCCCAUCACCCCCAGCUGGCAAAAGUCAAGAUAUGCUUAGGUGCUUUAGAGCAGAGCCACUUGUUCCCCAUUCAGUGUGAAAUUGUAUGACUCUCGAGGGAUCGGCACACCCUACGUUUUACACAAAGCAGGGAGGUAGGGGUGUGUGUGUGUGUGCGUGUAUAAGCUUGAACGACCCGGACUGUUUCCUUUUGUGAAAUGUUGGAGGGUAGGGUUGGGGCUUCACUUUGGAACACCUUGACUUCAAGCAGCUAGCUUCUGGCAAGGUUUAACUUAGCGAGCUUUUUCAGUAGAAACCAGCAAAAGCAGGAGCUGAAGUGACAGCCACAGCAGUCCUUUUACUGAAAGGAAGUUGAUUUCAGUAGAUUGCAUCAGGCAUGUACAUAAAGGAAAGAGUAGGAACAAGAUGGGGAAGGGGGGCGGGUGCUUUGGUGCCUGGAGUAAAUUCCCAAGAGUCUUUCCCAUCUGUGCAGCCAGAGCUAAUGACCUAAUUCCCUCUCCCUUUCUGAACGAUGCCACAACCUGUUCAAAUGUUUUCCACAAGCAUAGUGUGCAUUCAUUCCCUGUUGACACAGUGGCUUCCUCCUUAGAUGGCAAUUAAAAGAAAACAAACUCCAGGCCAUGGAGUCGGCCCCUCCUCUCUGUGUCUGCAUAUUCAUCAUGGGUGCUUCUGGGAAUGUGCACCCCACAAACAGACCCACAUGUUCCCAUUGCUCUGCAGCCUCUUCCGUGUGUGUGUGUGUGUGCGCGCGCGCGUGUGUGUGUGUGCUUGCUUGCUUGCUUGCCUCCUUUACAUUCAGCCAUCUUUGAUUUCCCAGUCAGCAGGCUGCCUCUUCCGGGGACUGUCAGGAUCUGAAAACAGAGAAUUCUCAGACCUGUUUGCCAGCGCUGGACAGCUCUGCUUUCAGAUCUGAAAAUCCAUCAGAUUAUUUCAGAUGGUGCCGUGAGGGAAAUCACUCUUCUAAUACUGAUCAGACAAAGAACAUAUUCUUAGAUUGGAGCUACAAUGUCUGUGAGGGCCAGCUCCCAUAUUCCUCCACAGGAGGGAUAGUUUUUGAUUUCUUUCAUGAAUUGAGCAGGAUACUAGCCUUAGGCAACUCCUGCUCAGAACUUUUCCCUUUGAAAUCUAUGCAGAGUUUCCAUUCCAGUGUCCUGUCUCCCAUGCUUAUUC
Messenger RNA from Hemicordylus capensis (graceful crag lizard), 6029 nucleotides. It is a transcript of the gene ASTN2, whose product is annotated as astrotactin 2. Gene Ontology annotation, biological process: neuron cell-cell adhesion; neuron migration. The coding region runs from base 192 to 4166 and encodes 1324 amino acids. The record is from RefSeq and is a predicted model, not a curated record. Lineage: Eukaryota; Metazoa; Chordata; Lepidosauria; Squamata; Cordylidae. The transcript is spliced from 24 exons.